Molecule: messenger RNA, 867 nt
Organism: Drosophila ananassae
Lineage: Eukaryota; Metazoa; Arthropoda; Insecta; Diptera; Drosophilidae
Gene: amrt
Product: TM2 domain-containing protein CG11103
Exons: 1
Coding region: 57-716 (219 amino acids)
Source: RefSeq, a predicted model, not a curated record
AGUCUGCUCCUCCAACCAUCUGGCAACUCUGUCCGCAAACAGCUGAUUUCAGAAAAAUGAAAAACAGACUGGUGUUUUUCGCGAUUUUUGUGUCCUUUAUGGCCACAAAUCCCGCCACCCUGGCCAUCCAGGCACGCAGCGAUAAGGAGCAGCCCCAGACCGUCGUCUCCGGCACCGCGGUGCAGUCGGUGGUGCCCGUCCAGGCGCAACUGGCCUCGGCAUCCGCCUCGUCAUCCGGCGGAUCAGCCUCGAGCUCCGUUUUCUAUCCACUGGGGCCGAAUGUGAUGUGCUCCUUCCUGCCGCGCGACUUCCUGGAGUGCAAGGAACCCAUCGAUCACCGGGAGAACGCCACUGCGAAAAUAGAGAAGAAAUACGGCUGCCUGAAGUUCGGCGGCUCCACCUACCACGAUGUGGAGCACACCAAAGUGCAGUGCACGGUCUUUCCGGAUAUCGAUUGCUUCGGGAAUCGCACCUUUUUCCGCGAGGGAGUGCCCUGCAUCCGCUACACGGAUCACUACUUCGUGACGACCCUCAUCUACAGCAUGCUGCUGGGCUUCCUCGGCAUGGAUCGCUUCUGUCUCGGCCAAACUGGCACUGCGGUGGGCAAGCUGCUGACCAUGGGCGGCGUGGGCGUGUGGUGGAUCAUCGACGUCAUCCUGCUAAUCACCAACAAUCUCCUGCCAGAGGACGGCAGCAACUGGAAUCCCUAUGUCUAGACGUGUGAUAUUUGUACAUAUGCGUAUCUUAGUUUAAGAAUCUUCCACUAUAAAUAAUAUCAAUCAUGAAAUACAUUCAUUACUGACACUAAUUUAAAACCUGAUACUGUAAGUAUUGUUAAGAACUCAAUAAAGAAUCUUCUUAACAUAA